Lethenteron reissneri (Far Eastern brook lamprey) is the source of this 6583-nucleotide messenger RNA. Its product is annotated as sorting nexin-9-like. Gene Ontology annotation, cellular component: cytoplasmic vesicle; plasma membrane. NCBI's taxonomy places the organism in Eukaryota, Metazoa, Chordata, Hyperoartia, Petromyzontiformes, Petromyzontidae. Gene Ontology annotation, biological process: endosomal transport; endocytosis; plasma membrane tubulation. The record is from RefSeq and is a predicted model, not a curated record. Gene Ontology annotation, molecular function: protein binding; phosphatidylinositol binding.
CCCGCUGCUGACUCGGCGCUUCUCUCGCCCUGCCCACUCGAGAGUUUCCGCCGCGGAUUGUCUCCCUCACAGCCAUGGCGAGGCAAGCCCAGGUCCUGUUUGACUUCACGGCGGAGGCUGAGGGUGAGCUGACGGUCAACGAGGGAGACAUCCUGACCAUCGUCGCCCAGGGAAGCGGCACCGGCUGGAUCGAGGUGGAGAAUGCGGAGAACAAGCGAGGAAUCGUGCCUGAGAACUACGUACAGGUGUUCAACGAAGAGAGCCUACCUCCACCGGACGAUGCACCGACCUGGACAGAGCAGGCGACCUACGACCCAGGAACGUGGCCCAAUCAGCAACAAGCAGAUUCCGACAGCUGGGAGGACAGCGAUGGGGAGGGAGCGAAGGCCGGCUCGCAACGCGGGGCUCCCCAGGGCAGCCCCAGGCAGGGUCGCGCCAACGCCGCCUCCACCCUCCUGGGCCUCAACAGGCUGGCGCUGCCAAUGGGGAAGCUGAAUUUGGACAACUACCUCCUGGGCAAGUGCACAGUGACCAGGACUGACAGGAUCCCCUUGGUUAUGGGUGAGUCGGGCCCUGUGUGGGAGACAUCCUCCGAUAAUCUCGUCUGCGUCAUCUCUUCACCAAAGAAAUCCACCAAACUGCACGGCAUGAAGAGCUUCAUUGAGUACCAAAUAACCCCCAACGACAGCCUAAAACCCGUGUCCCGACGCUACAAACAUUUUGAUUGGCUGCUGGAGCGGCUGAUAAGCAAGUUCUCGGCUAUGGUUCUCAUCCCGUCACUCCCCGACAAGCAGGUGGCAGGGCGCUUUGAGGACGACUUUGUGGCAUUGAGGAUGGAGCGGCUGCAGGCGUGGAUGUCGCGCAUCUGCCUUCACCCCAUCCUGUCCUCAAGCUCCGUCUUCCAGCAUUUCCUGCACGCCGCCACCGAGAAGGAGUGGAAGGAAGGCAAGAGACGUGCGGAGAAGGAUGACGCAGUCGGAGGAGCGAUAUUCUCUAAACUUGAAAUGUUCAACGCCGUGGAAUUCCACGCAGAUGAGAUGGAGAAAAGGGUAGAUAAUUUCGGGAAGUUUUUCCGUUCAGCGGACGACAGCGUGAAGCAGCUGCUCGCCAUUGGAAACGUGCACUAUCGCCGAUGCACCACAGAACUUCCCAAGGAUUAUCGAGGUCUGGGGAAAGCCUUGAAGGACGUUUCACAGUCUUUCAGCAUGAGCAACCAUCACGCUGAGGGGUCGCUCACCAACGCGCUCUCUUUUGCCGGGAAGACCUACACCGAGAUUGGGGACCUCGUGGCCAGCCAGUCCAAGAUGGAUCUCCGUCUCUUCCUGGACUCAAGCUGUGAAUACAAGAGUCUCCUCUCUGGCUUUCCUGAAAUUCUCUCCAUUCAAAAGGCGGGACUCGACAAGAUCAAGGAGUGCGACCGGCUGAUCCAGAUUAACAAGAUGGCCGCCGGAGAGAAGGACGGAGUUGUGCAGAGAGUGCACGUCAUGUCGCUCGGCCUGCAGGCCGAGGUCAACAACUUUCACGAGAGCCGCAUCCGCGACUACAAGGAGAGCGUGCGCCAGCUGCUCUACAAUCAGAUCCAGAUGCACCAGAAGAUCGCCGAGAUGAUGAGAGAAGCCUACAUGCGGUUCGAAUUUGAAUCCCAGUGAAGACGAAGACAACGUGAAGUCGCCCUCUUUAUUUUUGGACCGUUAUCCUGGCUUGCAGUAAUUUUUCCAUAAACAACCCAACGUUGAUAAGAAGAAGAAAGUUACACCAGGCUUUCACCAGUUGUCGGUUUCUGGUGAGAAUAAGAGCUCUUUAUAUUAGUUCUAAAUUGUUGGGAAAAUUAUCGGUUAAAAUAAAAUCAAUUUAAAUAAAAAGUGUCUUUCCAAAAAAAAACUACCCGCUGUCGGAAUAAAAAUGGAUUCAUCCUUUGUGUCGUUAGACAAUUGCUUUGUGGGUGUAGGAAAUACGAAGGAGAAAUACGCUAAGUGACCAGAGCUAACGCGUGAUUUCCACUACGCGAUGAGUGCUGCUCUUGAUUCAUUCAUAGAUUAAGGCAGCACGACUCUGACAUUGUUGGAAAAACCAAUAUGCAAAAGCUUGAUCUGUUGUGGACAGUGCUCAGCGCGGGAGAUAAAAUAAUGGGUUUUGAGUUUUCUUCUCACAGAAUCGUCUCCAUCGCCUCUUUAGCUAAGAGGCCCAUUGCUGUAACUGACACUAAUUGGAAAUUAUCCUGCGUCUGAAUUCCAUCUAAUCGUGCAUCCCAGAGAAUCACGUCAAUCGGUGCCGACGGUCGGUACAGAAUAUCCCUCCAAAACCCCGCUUAUUAAAAAUGCGCGUCGCCAAAAGGGAGAAAAACACUCUGCUGGUCUGCACGAUGCGGUCUCGCCGUGCUCCCUGCGUUCACACCGCGCUGCAGCUCCGUGCCAGAACGAGCCAAACGAAUGACGACGUGAGCGCCUCUGCGUUGAUGCACCGGUACGGAGCGUCCAUGGGGCGUACCGCAUUCUCCACAUUUUUGUUUAAAGCGAAAGUUGUUAUACACCUUGGGGAAUGCGUCUGUUCUUUGGGAAGACGUGCGUUCAUCUGGUUGUUCAGAAGACAUUUCCCCGCUUGUGCGUUCAUAAUCAUUUUCUGGGAAGAUGAUUUGCCAUCGCACUACAUCCCCACCCAUGAGGACAAAAGACCAGAUGUUCAGAAGCCCCUUGCAGAAGACAUCCUUCCCCCAUUAUAAAGCAGCGUGCUCGUAAUCAUCUUCCAGACGAUGGUUGUUCAUAGUGAUACAUUGUCUUGCAGAUGAUGUGCGUUAAUCUAAUUGUUCAAAAUUAUCGUAUGGAAGACAUCUUAUCUUUUUAAAGCAGCAACGUCCAUAAUCAUCUGCUAGAGAACUGCUGUCCAUAGCAAUACAGUAUUCUCACGAUUAUAAAAAAACUUUAUUUUAAGUUAUAAUUGAACGGAAAGAUUUUGGGGUGCAUCUGUUACUUUCUCACAGCAUCUUAUUCCCUGGAGAAGCAGGACCUCGAAAUCGUCGUGGGCUUUAAGGAGAAAAUCGAAAGAAUUGUAGGUGUGGUUGGAGAAAACGUUACAAGAAAUCUUGGCUUUCGUGACUGCAGGAAUUCAUAUUCUUGGGGUCUUUCGGUAAAGUCACGUAGAUAGGUUCAAAUAAAAUAACAAAAAACUACAACGUUUCGAUCGCAACACAAGCGGUCGUCAUCAGGAAGAGGGGUUACAAGAAAGUCAGUCUCGUCGUUCAAAGGCGUCUCACCCUCGCGUGGGAGUUCUGUACGGACUGCACAAACACGGCGCUGUAGAAUGCAGUGACUGUAAGGUUGAGCUAAAGGUUAUUAAUCCUAAUCAAGACACUGAUUCUCAAAACCUUUUGAGGACCCAUUGUGAAACUCUAUGUAAUUUGCUUUUGAAAAAAAAAACCGACACAAGCACAUGCACCUCCAAUUAGCACGGUUGGCUAAGUAUCAUGUGAAAGAAGUUCAACACGUACAUUUGGUGAAAACAUUUAUUAUCUCAGUAUCCUACAGUAUUUCAAAUUGGCACGUCAAUUCCUUUGUAAUGUUUUCACUUUUUAAUUUGCGAAGGCUCCGUUUUAGUUUUCUUCAGAUCCCGGUUUUGGAGUUUCACUCACGGAACACCACUGCCUACCACCUGGCAUGGAUUGUAUUGCAGUUGAAGCGUGCCAAUUCUCGCGCGUGGCACGUUUGUAUCAAGACCUCUUUGAGUUUUUUGAGUUUGUAAGUUUCGGGGGAAAAGAAAAAAUAUAUAUUUUCUUGUAAAAGACUUUGCAAUGAGAUUUUAUUAAACUGAAAUGUAAAAAACGCCACCAAUUAUGAUAAAAAUGUGCCUUUACAUUUCAACACUGAGAAAUACAAUUGCUGAGCUUAUACACGUUACUCUUACAAGAGCAGUGUUUUAAAACGCUGUGCCUAAGAGAUGUCAAACAUCUAAAAACCUGGAGCGGUGUUCAACCCAUGCUCAUCUGGUCUCGUGCUCGUCUACAGUUCCGAUCCGGGGUUGGUGGCUCCGGUGUGCGGCUGAGUGUUAGCCGCUCGGUGUGUGCAGAGGUUCGUGGUUUGAGCCCCGUGGUCCACCCUGGUUAAUACUGUUGGGUGUAAUUCAUCUUUGUUACGACGUGCCUUCCUUCUGCCUCACGUUGGAUGUUAAUGGAUCUUGUGACUGGAGUCAUGGUGCAAAUUAUAUAUAUAUUUUUAAUAUACCCGCAGAUUACUCGAUUGGGAAACGCAUCGCAGCUUUGCCCCCUACUAGUAACCGACUACAAACCUACUCAGGCUAGAGGAAGCGUAAGACUUUUGGUAAUGACCUUGCACGAUAAGAACGGCACGAACACCAAAUGGGCUCAUUAUUUGAUUCGACGUGUGCGUAAGUCACCUUGCUCAUAAAGCGGUGCCUGUUGAGGGCAGUAGAGGAAGCCUCUGACUUUGCUCUGCGCGGAUGGCUCUCUUGCGCGAGUGUGCGUUUUGUUAUAUUCCCUCCUACACGUGGCAUAUGUGAAUCAAUAGGCCAAACAUGCCAAACAAGACCGACCCUCUUGAAACAGAACCUCGAGACCACUGGUCGGAAUGUCAUUGUAGAAGUGCCAGUAUGAAACCCCUUCGUGGUGCGGGUGGAAACAUCACGGUGUAGGGAUAGGAUGAGUCCUGGGGUGUGCCGGUCCUCGCGUUUGGCGUUGAGCAGUGCCGCUGGUGGCGUGCCAUCAGUUAUACGCACGUUUUGACCACUGCGCUCCCCCGUAGUCUGGUGACACAUUCUAAAAGCAAUCGACCCGUUUAAACUAUGUGGAACUUAUUUUUGGGAAGGCAAUACUCGUAUGAUUAUUUAGAAAUGUAUUCUCUAAAAAUUAUCACUCAAUCCUCUUAUAUUUUGAAAGCUUAAUAGCAGUUACUGUGUAUUGGAGUAUGGACCAUAUAUUUUUUAAGUGCAUUCAUAAUUAUCAUCACUUUCGCAUAGUGUAAGGUAACGAGUCGCAUGCAUAAGAGUUCCAUUUGUGUUCUUGAAUAUUUACAUGCUUUAUAUUUUUUUGCUGAAGUGCCAUAAAAUGUUACUUUAAGUCGGGCGAAGAAUGCUGCGCUGUUGAGGUAUUACGUUCAUGGGUGAUGAUAAAGUGGCUUCGGCGGGCAGUCCGUGCCAGUUUACACACGUGACGGUUCUAUUUCCGCUGCAGGCGCACGGUCAUUUCCGUGCAGGUUUCCAGAUCACGCGCCUCCACCUGCUGUCGAGUGGACGUCGGGAAAACCUUGCGGCGAGGGCAUCAGUCGCAUGACUACAUGCCCGGGUGAUGUGCUGUGCCACCCGAAUGUCUGAUCUCACUGCCCAACCCAAAUAAGCAGAGUGUUUUAAGGAAAAUCAAACACCUAACUCAUUUGUAAAGUUAUCAGUAUCACCGGCCGUGGCUCAUGCACGCUUGUUGUUGGUGGAUCACACACAGAUGUUGCGAAACUCACAGAGGGCAUUCAAAUGUGACAAAUCCUGCCUCGCCAGGGGAACGCAGUAAGGCAGAGAUAUGGGCUCCACCUGUUCCGUCUCAGUUUCCCCCUCGCGCGCUGUGUGGGUUUUCUCCGGACGUGCUGGUUUCCUUCCACAUGUAAGCGCUCAUUUACCUGGCUCGUAACACCUUAAUAUGUGGAGGACCGCAGAGCUUGGGAAAAUCGUUGGCAAACCGGCUCACCACGUGACUGCCUUCCUGCUUUCUGUGGUUCUCUAUGCCUCCCGAGUCGUUUUCUCUCUUUCGAGAGUGAAUACCGUGCGCAUUACAAGUUGAACUUAUUCUAAGUAUGGUCAGCUAGCCUUGUCUUCCAAAGGGAGGUCAUGUGAAUUCGCAUGGCUUUACAGUACAUGGCAGACAGGGCCUGAUAGGUGGCAUGUAUGCCGGUGCCAUGUGCAGUUCAGCCGUUGAUGAUGAUAAUUAUUCCGAGAUAAUUUGCUCACGUAUCCAAAGAGCUCGUAAUUGUAAUCGAUAAAAUAGCGAUCGAGCUAGUAACGUGCAUUUGUAUUUCUUAGGCUCUGCUUAGAGACAAAGUAGUUAAAUACCACAAGUGUUUUCAUUAUUGCAGGUCAGAAAUGUAGUUGAGUGUAUGUGCAAUCAAGUCGAUGGAAAGCGCAUUGUUUAUACGCUUACAAAUAGAAGUGUCGGUAAUUUGUGAUUUCAGAAUGUUACAGCGUGAAAUUUUUAUUAAACGUACCAAUUGUUAAUUUAAUAAAGGGGUGGGUUUUUUCGCUAUGCAGCAUAUAUAUGCAGUACAUAUAUGCAGUACAUAAAUAGAAAAACUCAUUUCUUUACAACUACUUUUUUGUGUUUAGUUUGUUGUACUUCCCCGACACCUCUGAUUAGCCACGGUUGGCUACGUACGGUGCGAACGAAGUUCAACAUACACACAUAGUGCGACGGCUUCCUUGGCGCUUGCCAGGCAGAAUGGGCACAGCAGCAGCCGCAGUGGGCGCCCACACGCACACAGAGGGUACCUCGUGACGAUGCCAAUCAUUUGCUCGCGCAGAGAGAAUAAAGUAUGUCUUAUGCUGAUGUCUUAGAGCACAACAACACAACACAAUAAAACUUAAAAACGAGUUU